This is a messenger RNA of Capsaspora owczarzaki ATCC 30864, 3652 nucleotides long. RefSeq names its product tubulin. Gene Ontology annotation, cellular component: gamma-tubulin small complex; equatorial microtubule organizing center; spindle pole. The transcript has 10 exons. The record is from RefSeq and is a predicted model, not a curated record. Gene Ontology annotation, molecular function: microtubule minus-end binding; gamma-tubulin binding. Gene Ontology annotation, biological process: mitotic cell cycle; meiotic cell cycle; cytoplasmic microtubule organization. NCBI's taxonomy places the organism in Eukaryota, Filasterea, Ministeriida, Capsasporidae. Bases 31 to 3528 code for a protein of 1165 amino acids.
UGUUUCCCGUUGAAUCCCCGUUCCAGCUGGAUGCUGUCGCUGCCCUCCUGGCUCACUGGCGAGCACGGCGCGCUGAUGGUCGGCGCCGGUGUUGGCGUCACUGGGCAGCUGCGGCGCCCGAACGAGUCCGCGGACGACUUUCGCGAUCGCAUCACCGACCAGUACCACCAAGUCGAGCACUCGCUCACUGGAGUGAACGGGCAACAUCAAGCAGCAGCAACAGCAGCAGCAGCAGCGCGCAGAGCUGCCCGGGGUGAUCGUCGUGGCCACGAUGAUCCUGACGCUGGGCCAGUCGAGCGGCUCCUCGCGACCCCCGCCCAGCGCGAGAUGGCCCUCGUCGACGACCUGCUCGACGUCAUGAUGGGACUCGAUGGACGGUUUAUCACGGUGGUGGACGCCGGCGCAGUGGACGCCAAGCGGUACCAUGUUCACACCGCAAUGGACUUUUCAUUGCGACAACUCGCGGAUCGCGUUCUGCCGCUCUGUGCCAACUACCAACGCGUCAGCACGUUUGUUGCCGAGCAUUCAAUGAACAUGCAGGAUGGCCGAGUUUUGCACGCGCUGUGUGCUGCACUCCGACGUGUACUCAAAGAGCAUCUCAUGCUGGUCGCGCAGCUCGAACACCUCGCCAUGCAAGGGGAUCUCUCGCUCCAAAAGCUGUGGUUUCUCGUCCAGCCGUGCCUGCGUUCGAUGGAAAUCACUGCAGUGCUGUGUACCGACAUUGACGUGCAGCAAAUCCGAGGUGCUGCCGUCUUGUCCUUGCUGCACAACCGCGCAUUGUGCAUGAUUGGUGACUCAAAAGGCCAGGAAUUGUGCCUCUUUUUGGCAACGGCGGCGUCGCAGCCCUACCUCGACAGUCUGUCGGCCUGGAUCUGGAAGGGCAAGAUUGACGAUCCUUUGCACGAGUUUCUUGUGCGCGAGGAUCCCUCGGUCGUCAAAGAAGGGCUUACCACAACGUUCAAUGACCGGUACUGGGAAACGCGCUACACGCUUUCCGAGGCAGAUGUGCCAGUGUUUUUAAAGUCGGUCGCCCGGCGCGUGCUAGACGCCGGCAAGUAUUUGAAUGUGCUGCGCGAGUGUGGCGGCAAAGGACCGGCGCUUCCAGAGGCUGCGUCUCGCCCAAUCGUAUUUUCAGUGUCCGAGCGCGACUACACGAACGCCAUUGACGUCUCGUUGGAGCAUGCCAGUCUUGCGCUUUUGGAUUUGCUCAUGAACAAGCGGUGCCUGCGGCAGCGCUUGCGAGCGAUUCGUGAUGUCUUUCUUCUGCAACGCGGCGAGCUGUUUGUCAUGUUCACCGACAGUGCUGCGGAAGAACUCGCCAAAAACUCGAGCGAGGUUUCCGUGUCUCGGCUCGAUGCCUUGUUUGAAAUUGCCGUGCGGGCCAUUCCGGGACUGUGGGUGACCGAGUCUGACGAUAAUGUUGACGCAGAGAGCGGCAAUGACGUUGGUGUGGACGAACAAGCUGCGCAACUUGCUCGCGCUGGAUCUUCCAAGCACUCUGCCAUGCUUCUUGACCAAGUUCAUUGCGUUCUUCAGCCGAUUCAUGUGAUUACCCAGCUCUUCCAAAUUAUUGACAUCAGCACUGGCCAAGUCAAUCGGACGUCCAACUUGUCGGGCGCCAACAAUAGCCAGCAGCAACUGAAAGGAUUUGAAGCCUUUGCAUUUGAUGCCGACGUCAAAUUCCCAGUCUCGCUGGUGUUGAGUCGGACCUCGUUGACAAAGUAUCAAGUCCUUUUCCGCCACCUGUUCAACUGCAAAACGAUUGAGCGCUCGCUCUUCUCGGCGUGGUCUGCUCUGAAAAAUAUCAAACAGAUUGCAGCAACGCCCAACAGCGGAUUUACCUUUGCGCUGGCACUGCUCCAGCGCAUGCUGGCAUUUAUCAAUCCCUAUCAGCACUACAUGGUGGUUGAUGUGAUUCGGCCUCGCUGGCAACAGCUGGAGACGGAGAUGGACACGGCGCGAAGUGUCGAUGAUGUGAUUACUGCCCACACGGCCUUCCUCGACGGCUGUCUGUUGGAUUGUUUGCUGACAAAUGCCACGCUGCUGAAGAUCCUGAGCAAAAUUUUGUCCAUUGCAGGAAUCUUUGCUGGCUUUGUCGUGAGGUUUGGCAACAGUCUGCACGUUGAAAUCUCUACCGCAGCCGCAACUGGUCGCCCAGCCGCUGCUCCUGCUGCUUCAAGCAACCGGUCUGUGGCGCUCGCCAAACUUACUCAUUCUCGGCGCGCGCAGUAUUUGAGUGCGUCGCAGCAUGCAAAUCUCGCGACUCAACAAGCGGGAUUUUUGGAGAGCCUGCAGCGAUUCGAAAGCACAUUCACAUCGCAGGUUCUGGGGCUGAUGGAUGAGCUUGCUGUGGAUGGGAUGUUGACUGCAGAUCUUGUCACGUUGCUGGACUACAACGGGUUUUACAGCGAGAUGAUGCUGACCCUGCGGCAAGCUUCCAGCACCGAGGCAUCCAAGGCGGCGCCGGCCGCACCCCUGCAGCAACAGCAACAGCAACAGCAACAGCAACAGCAACAGCAACAGCAACAGCAACAGCAACAGCAACAUCAACAACAACAGCAACAACAACAGCAACAACAGCGAGCGACACCACCUCAAAUUCCCGCUACCCAGAUUCCGGGAAUUGGAGCGACUGCGACUCAGGCCCGUGUCCCCAUUUCUGGGUCGUCAUCUGUGCCAGUCAAGACAACCGUCGUAUCAAAUCUUAUUUCGUCAAAGCCAGGAGCAGGAGUAGCAGGGGGAAUUGUUGCUCCGACACCCGCUGUUGCAUCCACUCGCACCAGCGGUCCAACUACUGCCGCCGCCAUACCUGCGACCUCAUCCCCAGUUCAUGUCAGUCCGUCUGCGUCCUUGACACAUUCGAUCUCUACGGCAGCGAAGCCUACAUUGCCAGCUUUCUCGCUGUUAGAUGGCGCUCGCACGUUGCCGAUCAGCUCCCGUCCGGUAUCUGCUUCUUCUACCUCCUCCGUUUCACCCCUGUCUUCCAUCUCGGGCGCCAGCACGCCACUUCCUACUGUAGCAACGGUCACCACGAGCGGCUCUUUCAACGCGACAUUCCGACCGACACAGCAAAGUGCAGGCACUCCUGGUAUUUCGCAGCGCGCGACUUCAUCGGAACGUCCUGAGAGCUCAGCGCUCGCGCCUCUGAGUCCUGUGUCUGCCAGCAGCAGCAGCACAACCACACCCGCGGCGGAUACUUUUGCAUCCGGUGCGCCAGUCUCACUUCAAUCUCGCUUGAACGAACCAAUCCGUGCAACUUCUACGAAUUCCAGCUUGACAUCAACUUCUUCCGUCUCGGGAGCCACAGCGCCAUCUGUGCCGUCGUUGACAACGUUGACCGCCACCAACAACAACAACCGGUCUACGACUUCAGUGCAACCCGCUGCCGCCAGCUCUGGUCCAGCUCCCGCCGCCUCUUCUGCAGCAGCCUCGUUCCAACCUUCUGCAGCUCUGGCAGCUUAUAUGGCGCGACGCCAACAACAACAGCAGCAGCAAAAGCAAUCGGCCACUGAGCAACCUCCGCCGUAGUCGAGGCGUAGUUAAUGUUGGAUGAAAUGGUGCAAACUGGAACUGUUGUGCUUUUUGCUGAAUGAUGACCGUCUUUUCGGUACACAUGCUCAGUUUCAACUGCAUCAAUCAACAAGAAAUGAAG